AUGGAGCUGAAACCCAAGAAGGAAAAGAUUAAGGACGACUCCAAGCGUCGUGAUCUUUUCGUUUUCGUAAGGCAAACCAUGUGCAUAGCGGCCAUGUAUCCUUUUGGCUUUUACGUCAAGGGUCCUGGAUGCUUGGCUCAUCUCGUCCGAGCCUGUGACUUGUUCUACGAAUUCUUCAACUACUUCGUAUCGGUUCAUAUAGCUGGCUUAUUCAUCUGCACUAUUUACAUCAAUUAUGGCCAGGGCGACUUGGACUUCUUCGUUAACUGUUUGAUACAAACCAUCAUUUAUUUGUGGACCAUUGCGAUGAAGCUGUACUUCCGACGGUUCAGGCCAGGAUUGCUGAAUGCCAUAUUGGCCAACAUCAAUGAGAAUUAUGAGCCACGAUCUGCUGUGGGAUUCAGCUUUGUUACAAUGGCUGGUUCUUAUCGGAUGUCCAAGCUGUGGAUCAAAACCUAUGUGUACUGUUGUUAUAUUGGCACCAUUUUCUGGCUGGCCCUUCCCAUAGCCUAUAGGGACAAGAGCCUACCUCUAGCCUGUUGGUAUCCAUUUGAUUAUACUCAACCCGUUGUGUAUGAGGUAGUGUUCUUCCUGCAGGCAAUGGGCCAAAUUCAAGUUGCUGCUUCCUUCGCCUCCUCAAGUGGCCUGCAUAUGGUGCUUUGUGUGCUUAUAUCAGGGCAAUAUGAUGUCCUCUUUUGCAGUCUUAAGAAUGUUCUGGCCACCACUUAUGUGCUUAUGGGAGCCAAUAUGGCAGAACUCAGAGAAUUGCAAGCUGAGCAAUCUGUAUCCGAUUCGCAGCCUUCCCAAUACGCUUAUUCCUUGGAAGAACAAACGCCUUUACAGGACCUUUUACAACCCACAGCGGAAACUUCAAAGGAUUUUUCGACUGCAUUCAGGCAGUCCUUCGUUCACUGCAUUCAGCACCACCGCUACAUAGUGGCUGCUCUGAAGAAAAUGGAAAGUUUCUACAGUCCUAUAUGGUUUGUGAAAAUCGGAGAAGUAACCUUCCUUAUGUGCCUAGUGGCGUUUGUUUCGACGAAGAGCACUUCGGCCAACUCCUUCAUGCGAAUGGUUUCCCUGGGCCAGUACUUGCUCCUGGUUCUCUAUGAGCUCUUCAUCAUCUGCUAUUUUGCAGACAUCGUAUUCCAGAACAGUCAACGAUGUGGCGAGGCCUUGUGGCGAAGUCCAUGGCAGCGACAUUUAAAGGCGGUUCGCAGGGAUUACCUAUUUUUCAUAAUGAAUUCCCGAAGGCAGUUCCAACUCACUGCCGGUAAAAUAACCAAUCUCAACGUGGAACGAUUCAGAGGGACUAUUACCACUGCGUUUUCGUUCCUCACCUUGUUGCAAAAGAUGGACGCACGAGGCUAA
Messenger RNA from Drosophila eugracilis, 1368 nucleotides. It is a transcript of the gene Or83a, whose product is annotated as odorant receptor 83a. The transcript has 4 exons. Gene Ontology annotation, molecular function: olfactory receptor activity; odorant binding. The record is from RefSeq and is a predicted model, not a curated record. NCBI's taxonomy places the organism in Eukaryota, Metazoa, Arthropoda, Insecta, Diptera, Drosophilidae. Gene Ontology annotation, cellular component: plasma membrane. Bases 1 to 1368 code for a protein of 455 amino acids. Gene Ontology annotation, biological process: sensory perception of smell; detection of chemical stimulus involved in sensory perception of smell.